Glycine soja is the source of this 2512-nucleotide messenger RNA. RefSeq names its product ankyrin repeat domain-containing protein 13B-like. Gene Ontology annotation, cellular component: cytoplasm. The coding region runs from base 536 to 2209 and encodes 557 amino acids. The transcript has 2 exons. Lineage: Eukaryota; Viridiplantae; Streptophyta; Magnoliopsida; Fabales; Fabaceae. Gene Ontology annotation, molecular function: protein binding. The record is from RefSeq and is a predicted model, not a curated record.
UCUAUGGCUUAAUUUGGGAGAGUUGAAUUUUCUCUACGAUCCACACAUCCUGAUCUAAAAUAAUCUUUUCCAUUUUAAGAUUUUUGCUUCUAAGUGUGUGUAUCUACCGCUCACUUAUAGUUUCCAUUAUAAGUAAUUAUUUCUUCUUUUUUUUUCUUUUCUGUUUUGCUGUUUUCUCAAUGAAAUCUUCCCCUCUUCAUGAUCUGUCUCAGCUAUAUAUUGAUUUUGCUGUUUGUUUGUUUGUGAUCAAAAUUGGGUUGAUUCCAUUCAUGAUUUCCACCAAAUUUUUCCUUUAUUGUCAAUGGAUCUGUUUCAUUUCUUGAGUUCCUCCUUAUUCAGAUCGUACAGUUUUAUGAAAUCAUAUGCUAUAGCUCGAAUUGGCGGUCAACCCGAUUUCCGGGGUAGGUAGGAGCAGUUAACAAUUGAAUCGAAUUUUCCCCAUAAUUUUGGUAUCCGUAAUAAUUGUGUGGAAAGAAAGCCUGUUUUGGAUGUGAUAAUUGGCUAGUGUGGGUUGUUACCCUCUAAUUUGUGAGGCAUGGCAGGGCUUAAUGUCUCAGAAUAUGGUCAUAGUUGUGUGCACAAGGCUAUAAUAUUGAAGGAUCAUGUUGGCCUUAAGGAGAUACUUGGAGUUCUCCCAAAACUAGGUAACCCCUUUGAGAUAAAAACUGAGGCUGCUUCAAUAGCUGAGGAUGAGAAAGCUGCAGCCAUCUCAGUUGUGGUGGAUAGGAGGGAUGUGCCACAUGGUGACACCCCUCUUCACUUGGCUGCAAAACUUGGUGACAUUGUUGCAACUGAAAUGCUCAUGGAUGCUGGGGCAAAUGGUAGGUUGAAGAACACGGAAGGAUGGACCGCUCUUAGAGAAGCUAUUAUUAACAAACAGGAUAAAAUAGCAAUGAUUAUGAUCAAGUACUAUUGGAAUGACUAUGACAAAAAAUAUUAUAGAAGGUUGCCUAGGUAUAUAGGGACUGUGAGAAGGAUGAAGGACUUCUACAUGGAGAUUACAUUCCAUUUUGAGAGUUCUGUGAUACCUUUCAUCUCGAGGAUUGCGCCUUCGGAUACUUACAAGAUUUGGAAAAAGGGUGGGAAUAUGAGGGCAGAUAUGACUUUGGCUGGAUUUGAUGGUUUGAAGAUCAAGAGGUCUAAUCAGAGCAUUCUUUUCCUUGGCGAUGGUACUUCAGACGAUGAGCGGAAAUUCCCCGGAUCGCUGUUCAAAGUCUUGCACAAAGAGAAGGAGGUAAUUGUGGCUUCACCUCGUAAAGUUGCCCCCACUGAUAGACAGGUUAAGAACACAUUGGCUAGGAAGUCUAGGUCUGAAUCAGUGAGGGUAGGGAUUGAUGUGAGUCAGGCACUUCUUGUUCCCCAGUUAACAUGGAGGAGAAAGGAGAGAAAAGAAAUGGUGGGGCCAUGGAAAGCUAAGGUCUAUGACAUGCAAAAUGUGGUUCUUAGUGUCAAAUCCAGAAGGAUCCCUGGAGCUCCACCACCCGAGGCCAAGCCAGCUCCCAAGCAAGCUAAUAUGAAGGACAACGAAAAAAUUGAAGACAUUUUGACAGAUGAAGAAAGGAAGCAAUUGGAAGCUGCAAUGAAUUCAUCAGAUGAUAAUGGCCACACUCACAAAAGUAAACAUGCAAAGAAAGAAAAGAAAGGAAGGUCUGGUGGACAUAGAGACCACAACAAGGACAAAAACACCACCAGUGCACAAUCUGCUGAGAUUUCUGUUAACCAAAAGGGUGAAAGCCAGUUUAAGAGAGGGAUGAUGCCUUCUCUUUGGCUUUCCCAAAACUUUCCACUAAAAAUUGAUGAAUUGCUACCUAUGCUUGACAUUCUUGCUGAAAAACUUAAAGCGGUUCGUCGGUUAAGAGAACUCCUUACAACAAAACUUCCAAAGGAAUCCUUUCCAAUCAAGGUUGCCAUCCCUGUGGUGUCCACUGUUAGAGUAUUGGUAACUUUUACAAAGUUUGAAGAAAUGCAACAUGAAAAUGCAGAUGAGUUUGAAUCAGCCCCAUCAAGUCCUACUUCAAGUGACCAAGAGAACCCAGAAGAGGAGCAUUCCUCAUCAUGGUUUGGGUGGAUAAAGACCCCUUCUAGAUCAAGUACAACAAGUGCGGAAUCUAGUAGUAAAAUAUUUGAUGACCAGGACCUGUUUGCUAUUCCCUCUGGUUAUAAAUGGGUUACUAUUGAAGAUAAGUUAAAAAAGAGAGGACUAGAAUAGGAAAAAUGCAUGGAAGUAAAUAGCUAACAAAAGAUUUCAAAUAGGAAUUCUAUAAAGGUGAAUCAAAAGUUGAGGUAAUCUUCUCACCUAAAGGUGAAGUGUUCUCACUUCUCAGGGUAGGGAAAGGUGAGAAAUUAAGGAAAAAUUAAGCAAUAGCUAGAUACAGUUACUUCACAUGUGACUAACACCAACCAUCAUUUGUAAUUGUUGGCCUUAUUUUUAUCACAUCCUUUGUAUUUUUAUCUCAAUUGUAACUGCAAUUUAAAGCUUUGAUUAGGAGAAUCCACACUUUUUUUAUCAACA